GUUAGUAAUAAUUAGCUUUUUAAAAACGUGUAUUUGUUUACUUUCUGUUUGCUAUUUUUUUAAAAAUUGAAAAUUGUGUAUAACGCGUUAAUUUAAUUGCAAUCCAAAUGUUACCUGAAACAAUAGAUAAUAGGAUUUCUAAACUAAUAAAAAAAUGCCUAUCUCUCCGACAUCGGUCAAUGUUUUUUAUUUUAGGGGAGAAUUUUCAGAAUCAGGUUGUGUUUCUGUAUCAUUUACUAUUGAAGAACAGAAAGUCUUCAAAAAUGAGUCCACCAUUGUGGUGCUUCAAAAAGAAUUUAGGAUUCAAUUUAUUUCAGAAUAAAAAAUUAAAAAAAUUAAAGAAAAACUGCACUGAAAAUUAUCCACUGAGGCAGGAAGACAUGUUUGAACAUUUUUUAUUGUCUUCAAACAUUCAAGUGUGUCAUUACAGUGAGAGUGAUAAAAUAUUAGGACAAACUUUUGGUUUACUAAUUAUGCAGGAUUUUGAAGCAUUGAUGCCAAACACACUCGCUCGAUUAAUAGAAUGCGUUGAAGGAGGUGGGAUGAUUAUAUUCUUGUUGCCUGAUAUCACAUCUGUAGAAGAAAUAUUUUCCUUUCACAUGGAUGCCCAUGCUAAAUUUGUGACUGAAGCAUGUGACAAGGUGAAGCCAUUAUUCAAUAAAAGAUUUGUACUGUCUUUGCAUUCUUGUGAAAAUUGUCUAGUCACGGAUGACUCAUUAAACAUCAAACUAAUUCCUGAGCAGUUCAAUGUCUCUGAGAGAUCCUAUUCAAAGUUUAUAAGUCAUGACUCACAAAAGAAGGAAUUGAAUGACUGUUCUGCAGACAAUUUCUCCAAGAUCCUCUCCUUGUGUUACUCAUCAGAUCAGGGUGAAGCACUAAAAAGAUUGUCAGAAAGUGGCCUGAAGGGCAAAAGUGCACCGCUCUCUGUAUCAUCCCUAACCUCUGGAAGAGGAAGAGGGAAAUCAGCUGUUCUUGGUUUGGCUGUUUGCUUAGCCUUGGACUUGCAUCUCUCAAAUAUCUAUGUCACAUCACCUCAUUUGGAGAAUGUUCAAACUCUGUUCUCUUUUCUGAUAAAAGGUCUUCAGAUUUUGGAUUUCAAAGAAGGAAUAGAUUUUGAAGUGUCCUCUGCAAGUAUGAAUAAUAUGAAUUUCAUCACUGGAGUUCAAAUGGUUCAUCGUCACAGGCAAAUGGUUACUUAUGUCCCUCCAUUGGAGUACACCAAAUUAGGAAAUGCUGAUCUGGUUGUGAUUGAUGAAGCAGCUGCAAUCCCAUCUGCUAUUGUGAAAAAAUGGAUUGGUCCAUUUAAUGUUUUCAUAGCUUCAACAAUAAAUGGGUAUGAAGGAACUGGCCGUUCUUUGUCGCUGAAACUUAUCAGUCAGAUACGAGCUGGCAACUUUCAUCAGGGUACUGAUCACAAAAAGAAAGAAAUGAGCAGGGAUAUUGGCCCUACUUUAAUUGAAAUAUCACUGAACGAAGCAAUUCGUUAUGGAAAUGACGACCCAGUAGAAAAAUGGCUCAAUGAUUUGUUAUGCCUUGAAGCUAGAACUGAAAGCAUGCUAGGAAAUGCUUUGCCUCCCUCUGACAGUUGUAGAUUGUAUCGUGUUAACAAAAAAGCUCUUUUCAGUUACAAUAAGUGUGCUGAAAAAUUUCUACAGCAAAUUGUUUAUCUCUUUGUAACAUCUCACUACAAAAACUCUCCAAAUGAUCUGAUGAUGAUGGCUGAUGCCCCUGCCCAUCAAAUAUUCUGUCUACUUCCUCCUCUUGGCAGCACUACUGAAUUACCUCCUCCUGUUCUCUGCACAAUUCAGGUAGCUGUAGAGGGUAAAAUAUCUGCAGAAAACUAUAGUUAUGAGCAAUCCCAUGGCCAUAGGGCUUCUGGCGACUUAAUUCCCUGGAUUAUAUCUCAGCAGUUCCAAGAAGAGAGUUUCACCAAUUUUGCUGGUGCUCGAGUAGUGCGAAUUGCUACUCAUCCUGAUUGCCAAAGAAUGGGAUAUGGAAAGAGAGCCCUUCAACUAUUGUGCCAAUAUUAUAACUCUGAAACCAAUGACUCAGCAUCAUUGAACGAAAGUAGAGUUAUGCCAUUACUCUAUGAAUUGAAAGAUUCACCUCCAGAAAGGCUUGAAUACAUCGGAGUUUCGUAUGGCUUGACAACAGAAUUGUUAAAAUUUUGGAAACGAGCUGGAUUUGUACCGCUAUAUAUCAGACAAACCACAAGUGAUGUGACUGGUGAACAUUCUUGUGUGAUGGUGAAGUCUGAGAAUCAGUGGUUGAAAGAUUUCUACUCUGAUUUUUCAUCCAGAUUUGUAUCCCUCUUGCCUUCUGCUUUCAAGUCGUUCAGUGGGUCACUCGCCUUAAGUGUUCUGCACUGUAAACAUUUGAGACCCAUAAAAGGUCUCUCAGCUGCAGAGAUGCAAUGGUUUGUGGGUCCCCUCCAGCUCAAGAGGUUGGCAGCUUAUAGUAACAAUCUGAUUGACCACCACUUGAUACUCGAUGUUUUGCCAGGAAUCUCCAAGCUCUAUUUUUCCGGACACCUCGGCUCUCACUUUUUGUCGUCUCUUCAAGAGGUCAUUCUGUUGUGUAUAGGCUUACAGAACAAAUCAAUAGAAAUGACCUCCAAUGAGUUGAAUAUGGAGCCUCAGCAAGUGAUGGGAUGUUUUAGAAAAGCAGUUAAGAAAAUUGUCAAUUAUUUAAACUCAGUCUUUCUUCAAAAUUCAAAUAAAAGCUCAAAGGAAAAAGAAGAAACUUGAUGUGAUUUAGUACCAAGAACCCCAAAUUUAGUGCUACUAUUGGCUGUCAUGGACAGCAAUGAUAAGUUCUCCUGUAACAUUUAAGGUUUCUGUGAUACUCAAAAUUUCAUACUUUGUACAUACUGUGCAUGAACCAUUGUUAUAUACAUAUGUAAUAAAAGUUUUUUUUUU
Molecule: messenger RNA, 2918 nt
Organism: Parasteatoda tepidariorum (common house spider)
Lineage: Eukaryota; Metazoa; Arthropoda; Arachnida; Araneae; Theridiidae
Source: RefSeq, a predicted model, not a curated record